Molecule: messenger RNA, 1476 nt
Organism: Gymnodraco acuticeps
Lineage: Eukaryota; Metazoa; Chordata; Actinopteri; Perciformes; Bathydraconidae
Gene: mos
Product: v-mos Moloney murine sarcoma viral oncogene homolog
Exons: 1
Coding region: 46-1056 (336 amino acids)
Biological process (GO): negative regulation of metaphase/anaphase transition of meiotic cell cycle; positive regulation of MAPK cascade; signal transduction
Cellular component (GO): cytoplasm
Molecular function (GO): protein kinase activity; ATP binding
Source: RefSeq, a predicted model, not a curated record
GCCAGCUGAUCAGUCAGCAGCAGACUGCACACACACCCACCCACCAUGCCUUCCCCGAUCCCCGUCACCCGCUUGCUCCCCAAAGAUUUCUACCCCUUCCUGGACCUGGAGACCUGCAGCAGCCCGCUGACCAGAAACCCCGGAUCCACCUUACAGGUUCCCGUCCAGCGGCUCCACGGAAAGGUCGCCAGCCGGCUCUGGUCCACGGUGAUCCACUGGAAGGAACUGCGCUCCGUGCAGCCUGCGGGAUCCGGAGGGUUCGGAUCCGUCUACAAAGCGGAUUACUUCGGAGAGACUGUAGCGCUGAAGAAAGUCAAGAAGUGCACCAAAAACAAGCUGGCGUCCCGGCAGAGCUUCUGGGCCGAGCUGAACGCAGCGCACCUGCGCCACGAGAACGUCGUGCGCGUCAUCGCGGCCACCACCUGCAUGCCAGCGGAUUUCGGAGACGAUAGCAGCAUCGGAGCGGUGCUCAUGGAGUUUGUGGGGGACAGAAACCUGCAGCAGAUCAUCUACGGUGGGUGUGACCCUCUGGAGGACAGGUGCCUCAGGUAUGCUACAGAUAUUGCACGCGGUCUGCGCUUCCUGCACUCACACAGCGUGCUGCACCUGGACAUUAAGCCAGCCAACGUGCUGGUGUCCGGGGAGGACGUGUGCAAAAUAGUAGAUUUCGGUUCUUCUCUGAAACUGGACCACAGAUGCGAGGUGAGCUGUCUCAGCCCGCAUCUGAGCCACGUCGGCGGCACGUACACGCACAGAGCCCCGGAGCUGCUGAAAGGAGAGGGGCUGUCUCCUAAAGCAGACAUCUUCUCCUUCGGGAUCACUCUGUGGCAGCUGAUCACCAGAGAGCAUCCCUACACCGGGGACCGGCAGCACGUGCUCUACGCGGUGGUGGCCCACAAUCUGCGACCGUCGGUCCAGGAGCACCCGGUGUUCCAGUCGGAGCAGGGCCGGCAGUGCAGGACUCUGCUGGGCCGCUGCUGGAGCGGGGACGGUCGCUGCAGACCGACUGCUCAGGAGCUGGUACCUCAGCUGGAGCAGAUCAGCUCCCAGACAUGAGACUGUUUUAUGCACAGGUGCACUGACAUGUUUUUAGGAACAUUUUAGAACGUGGACUGCCCUUAUCUUAAUGCCGAAUCUCGUUUAAAAAGCACACCAUUUAGUGCCUUCCUGUUUAUCUAUGAAAAUACAAUGUGCCUUACAAAAAUGACACUGUUAGACUAUCAUGAGGAUGUAAUGCUUCAAUUCGGCUUAUGUGACUCUAACGAGAAAAGCACUUAUUGUAAUAAAAACAGCUUUGAAUUCAUUCGUAUGGCUCACUCAGCCUGAAUAGAUGCAUUCAAGUUGCUUAACAGUGUAAAGUUAAAUGUAGUGUGUGUUGUGCAGGCAUCUGGUAAAUAUGUGGCUCCUCAUGAAACAAACAUUGUAACGGUAUUUUCUUAACCCUAUGGGGCUGUAUUGUGCUUCAUCUUUAAAUGU